Sphaeroforma arctica JP610 is the source of this 2484-nucleotide messenger RNA. RefSeq lists its product as hypothetical. The transcript has 2 exons. NCBI's taxonomy places the organism in Eukaryota, Ichthyosporea, Ichthyophonida. The record is from RefSeq and is a predicted model, not a curated record. Bases 168 to 1907 code for a protein of 579 amino acids.
CUACAACUGGCAUAUAUAACCGAGGUUUAAGUUUAUAUACUCAGAAGAUUAACUGGAAUUACAAGCAACCUGGAUUAAAUUUGAUUUGCGUUGCUACAUAUAGCUAUAUACCUAUUCAGUUACAGUAGUCAUUCUAGACGGCAUCAGCAUAUUGUCGCAUAUACAUUAUGUGUAAACCAGAACGAGAGACAAUGACAGAGCAAUCAAAUAGGUCGUCAGCUAUAAAUACAUCCUCGGAGUUGGCCGAUAUAACACGAGAACUGGCCGGCAAUCAAAAGCUUUCUGUUGCAGUUGUUGGCGGAGGCGUUGCAGGAUCCACAAUCUCGCUCCGUCUGAGUGAGAUGGGUGUCAAUGUCACGCUCAUCGAGAAAGGUCCAGGGCUCGUGAAUGGCCCACCAAUGUGUCACUUACACGCUGGAGGUAACUUGUACAGAGAGAUUUCGGACCAGCAAUGUCUAAAACUUUUGAAACAGAGUAUUGAAACCGUACGUAUAUACCCCACUUGCAUCAAUGUUCGCCCUACUGUAAUUACAGUGCCUACUCAGGACAAUGGUGAACCAUUGGACCUGUUGCCCCGCUUGCGCCUGCUAAAGGCUAGGUAUCACGAGCUUGUGGCUGAGAAUCCCAGGAAUAAAGUACUGGGCGAGCCUAAUAACUACUACCGGUUGUACGAACGAGCAGAGCUUGAACAGUUGGCUCUCAGGCCCACUCCCACUGCACCCAAUUGUAACGAUGAUUGGAUGGUACCCAUUGCUAAAGAGGUUGACCUGAAUAGGCUCAAGUUUCCCUUGGUACUUGUCCAGGAGUAUGGGUUGAGUUCACUGAGAAUUGCGGCAACAGCCGAGCUGACGCUAGGAGCUUUGGAUAAUUGUGACCUACGCACUCACACAGAGCUACUCAGUAUGAAGGAGAAGAGCGUACCAACUACCACAGACUGCACCACAUUAGUUCGCACAAACAGUGAGUCGGAGAGUGACAGUGACACUGACAACGAGGGCGAGAGUGGCUGGGAGUUGUCAGUCAGAAAUGUGCAAACCGGUCAGACUGAGGUGCUGAAUGUAGACUAUGUGGUCAAUGCGAGUGGAUACCGCACGGGGGCUAUGGAUGACAUGUCUGGGUUCAAACGCGAGAGAUUUGUGGAAUUCAAGGCCGCAUACGUGACCAAGUGGAACGGGAAUGGGGCUGUGUGGCCUGAGGUUAUUUUCCACGGAGUCCGAGGUACGCCCAAGGGUAUGGCACAGAUCACACCUUACCCAGACGGACACUACCAGUUGCACGGCAUGACUAAGAAUAUUACCUUGUUCGAUGGGGGUCUGGUAGCAAGCACCGAUGAGUCCGCUCAACCGCAACUACCCGCCUCACUGGAGAGCAAAAUCACCACCGGAUGGGAGAGAGAGGAGCUGAUUGAGCGUGCGGACUCGAGUAUCGGUCACUUGGCCGGGUUCAUCCCCAGUUUUACUAAUGCUACAUGGGGGGGUAAGCCUCUAUACGGGGCCCAGCAGAUUCCCGGUAAGGAUGCGUCUAUGCGUGCAGCCAGUGUGUCGUUUGAAAAGAAACGGUACGCACGCGCAGAGAUUGUGAAGGCCAGCAGUGCGCUUACUGCGGCUAAUGAAAUAGUCGAAGAGUUGAGGCAGCUGAGAUUAUUGGAUAGUAAAUGCAGCGAGCUUGAUUGUGUGAAAACCCUGGAGGAGAGGUUUGCGAAGUGUUUGGGAUUUAAUGGUCUUACCAUCGAGGACAAGGCGGUGGAACUGGCAAUCAACCGCAACUACCCCGCGGCCAUUGCACGGCCGUAUAGCUACCCGUCUGUGGCGAAGAAGAUUGGGGCAAAGGUUGUAGCGUCUAGUUCGUGUACCACAGCGCAACUGGCGGUUAACUUAGCAGCCGUCCGUAUGGGCGAGGCAUGUUAAUCGCAUACACCUACGUGAUGAAGCAUAGGCAUAUGUAUACAUCCAUGCCUACCGUAUCUCAGCACGGAAGUUAAUUUUUGAAUUGGAGAACAUACGCCGGUCUGUUAGUGUAGUAGCACGCAGACAAUACAUUAGGAUACGCCGCGACCACCCUCCAAUGACUCGCGCGCAUCAGUAAAGCCCAAAGAAAAAAGAAAAAAAGGAAGCCAAAAACAGGGCUAGAGAGAUAAGAUAGCUUCGCAACGCAAGAUAGCGGCUAUACCACACCGCAGUAUUAAAAUUUGUAGACUCCCUUUUGUGGGUUGUUUUCUUAUGUCCCCGUGUGAGUCGUUGUCUUGUGUUCCUGUGUGGCUUUCGUCUCCUAUCUAUCGAUGACAUUUGUCAUGUCGAGACCCGAGUGCUCGCCGAGUCUGUGCCUAUGUCGCAGACGGGGCUGAAAACACACACCGGCACUGCCUGGAUAGUGUUUUGCUACCAGCACUCGGCAUCCGGUUACUGAGUAGAUCCACGAGGCUGAGAGGUCUUCAAACGUCUGCUGAGAUGCUUAUGGUUGACAGAUGCAUUCAUCAUACACAAU